AGGUGGUGUAAUUAAAUAAUACACUGGAAACAAAUAAUAAUAAUAACCCCUUCCCUUCCUCUCAUUUUCUUGGAGAUUAAAAAAAUAGAGAGCGAGGAUACAGAAAUAAAAUUUAAGAAAAGAGAAAAGAAGAAGGAAUGUGUUUUUGCAGAAGUGUGUGUAAUUAAAUAGCACACUGGAAACACACACACACCUUUCAAGUUUGAUUUGGAGAAGGAGGGAAAAUUAAAAAACAACCCAUCCUCUUAUUUUCUUAGAAUUAAAAAAAAGAGGGAAGACACAGAAAUAAGAAAAGAGGGGGAAGGAAAGGUAUAGAGGAAAGAAUGUGUUUUUGCAGAAGUGUGUGUGUGUGUUUAGGUUGUGUAAUUAAAUAACAAAAUGGAAACACCUCCCUCUUCCCUGGUCCAUUUCAAGUUUGAUUUGGAGAGGGAGGGAAAAUAAUAAUAAUAAUAAUAAUAGUGAUAAUAAUAAUAAUAGACCCUCUUUUACUCGCACUCAAAAGUUGCAGGGAUUUGGGGUUUUUGUUUUUGCAAGAGGAGGAGGAGGAGGAGGAGAAGGAGAUGGAUGGUUUUGGAUUUUCAAGCGACCAUUUAUUUAUGUAUUUCUGUUACAGUGGGCGUUUAAAAAGGAGAGAGAGAAAAAGGGGAGGGAGUUGGGAGGAGGGAAAGGAAGAAAGGAAGAAAGAAAGAGAAGGAAAAGGGAAAGGAAAAGAAGGGAAGAGGGAGGCAGAGGCUGCAGAUGGAAGAGGAGCCCUGCGGUGGAGAGGGGUUUUGCAGCCUUGGUUGGGUUUCUUUUGCAAACUCCCCCCACAUCCCUCCCUCCACUCCUCCUCCUCCUCCCCUCUUCCUUGCAAACUUUCUCCUCCUCCUCCUCCUCCUGCUUUACUCCGCCGCCGUCGCCGCUGCAACCUUGAACUUUGGCAACGUGGGUGACAGGACCGUGUGGUGUGUAGCAGCAACCACAAUUACUACUACCACCUUUUUCUUCUUAUUCUUCAAGAGCAGCACCACAACCACAACCAACACCUUUUUUUUUCUUAUUGCAAAAAAGAGAGAAAGAAGGAGACAAGGCAAAGAGAAGGAGGAGGGCUGGAAGUCCUUGCAUAGCCUCCCUCUUUUAUAGCAUCCCAUUCAGCAUUUUUCCCUCUCUCUCUUCCCCCCAUUCCCCAAAUUCCUCCUCCUUUUCCUUCUUCCUUCCUUCCUUCCUUCCUUCUCCAGUUCCCCCCCAAAAGGGAGCCCUUGACCCAGCAGAGGCUGGCUUUGGGUUUCUUCUCCUUCUCCUCUUCCCUGGGAAAGUAGCUGCUCCUGGGCUGUUUGUUUUAAGGAGGUUUUGUGGAGAAGAGGCUGCAGCAGCCCCUUCCUCUCCUUGGUCCCCUUCCUCCUCCUCCUCUUCUUCCGAGGAGAGCCAAAGGAUGCCUCGAUGAGCCUCUACUCCUCUCUUCCUCCUCCUCGGUGCAAAGACGACCCCGGAGCCAAGUCAUGAUGUAUUCCCCCAUCUGCCUCACUCAGGAUGAGUUUCACCCAUUCAUUGAGGCACUUCUUCCACACGUCCGUGCAAUCGCCUACACUUGGUUCAACCUUCAGGCUCGAAAACGCAAGUACUUUAAAAAACAUGAAAAGCGAAUGUCAAAGGAUGAGGAAAGAGCAGUCAAGGAUGAGUUACUUAGUGAAAAGCCUGAAAUUAAACAGAAGUGGGCAUCCAGGCUUCUCGCCAAGCUGCGCAAAGAUAUCCGCCAAGAGUAUCGGGAGGAUUUUGUGCUCACUGUUACUGGGAAGAAGCACCCAUGCUGUGUAUUGUCCAAUCCUGACCAGAAGGGUAAGAUUAGGAGAAUCGACUGUCUGCGACAAGCAGACAAAGUCUGGCGCCUGGAUCUAGUCAUGGUGAUCCUCUUCAAAGGUAUCCCCUUGGAAAGUACGGAUGGAGAACGACUCAUGAAAUCCCCCCACUGCACAAAUCCAGCACUUUGCGUUCAGCCACAUCACAUAACAGUAUCAGUCAAGGAGCUUGAUUUGUUUCUGGCAUAUUAUGUGCAGGAUCAAGAUUCUGGACAAUCAGGAAGUCCAAGCCACAAUGAUCCUGCCAAGAAUCCACCAGUGUAUCUUGAAGAUAGUUUUGUAAAAUCAGGAGUCUUCAACGUAUCAGAACUGGUGCGAGUGUCUAGAACGCCGAUAACCCAGGGAGCUGGAGUAAACUUCCCUAUUGGAGAACUUCCAAGUCAACCAUACUAUCAUGACAUGAACUCGGGUGUAAACUUACAAAGAUCGCUAUCCUCUCCACCAACCAGUAAGAGACCCAAAACUAUAUCCAUAGAUGAGAAUAUGGAACCAAGCCCAACAGGGGACUUUUAUCCUUCCCCAAAUUCACCAGCUGCUGGGAGUAGGACAUGGCAUGAAAGAGAUCAAGAUAUGUCUUCUCCUACAAUGAAGAAACCUGAAAAGCCUUUGUUUAGCACGACAUCUCCCCAGGAUUCUUCUCAAAGAGUGACCACUUUCCCGCAUCACCAUCCAGGGAUCCCAGGAGUUGCACACAGUGUCAUCUCAACUAGAGCUCCACCUUCACCUUCACCAUUGCCAUUUCCACCACAAGCUAUUCUCCCUCCUACCCCGACUAGCUAUUUCUCUCACCCAACAAUCCGAUACCCUCCUCACCUGAAUCCUCAGGAUACUCUGAAGAAUUAUUCUUAUGACCCGUCCAGUCCACAAACCAGCCAGCCUAACAGCAGUGGUCAAGUAGUAGGGAAAAUGCCUGGCCAUUUUACUCCAGUUUUGGCACCCUCUCCCCAUCACAGUACGGUGCGACCUGUGACCCUGACCAUGACAGACACUAAACCCAUCACAACAUCCACUGAAGGUGAGGCAUCUUCACCUACAGCAACCACCUACACAGCCUCAGGCACAUCCCAAGCCAAUCGAUAUGUGGGACUAAGUCCAAGAGACUCUUCCUUCCUACACCAGCAACAGCUGAGGAUUUGUGACUGGACCAUGAAUCAAAACGGCAGGCAUUUAUACCCCAGUGCCAAUGAGGAUACAUUGGGAAUUACUUGGCAAAGUCCUGGUACCUGGGCUAGCUUGGUUCCUUUUCAAGUAUCAAACAGGACACCAAUCCUGCCCACAAAUGUCCAGAAUUAUGGUUUGAACCUAAUUGGAGAGCCUUUCCUUCAAGCAGAAACAAGCAACUGAGGGAGAUCAAAACUGAACAGAAUACUAGAAAAGAAAGGAAGACGGGACAAAAAAAAAAAUCACAGAAGAAAAAGAACCUGAAGAAAGAAGAAACAUAGACCAGCAAUUGCAGCACUUACAAUCACUAAUUCCCUUAAGGUUGAAACUGUAAUGGUGUUUUGUUUUGUUUUUUAAAAAAGGGUCGAAAAUAUUUCAGUGAUGAGUAGAAAGAUGUUCCUCCUAAGUAGCCUUUGUUCUAUGAAAUCCACUGGGAAAUAGAUGUUCUGUCUCUGACAAUAUAUUUUAACUGACUUUCUAGAUGCCUUAAUAUUUGCAUGAUAAGCUAGUUUAUUGGUUUAGUAUUCUUGUUGUUUACGCAUGGGAUCACUAUUCCUAGUUAGCUCUCAAAACAAAGGCUAGGAGGCAUCCACAGAGCUGCAGGAGAAUGAAGGCUAUGAGCCAACUUUUCUCAGCACUCUGAUUUCUAAAUGUUUUUUAAAGGAAAAAAAAAACCAGAAACCAUUUAGCCUUUAGUUAUCAACCCAAAUUUAUUUGACUUUGGCCCUUAACCCAAACUUUUCCUAAUGUAUUACCCCAUUUGAAAUUUUCAGGAAGACACUUAAAUAGGCAUUUUAUAGAAUCAAUGCCUCACUUUGGGUUUUAAAAAAGUGUUAUCUUCUCAUGACAAUAAAAACAAAAAAAGAAAGAUGCUAAAAAUAAUUUCCCCCACUAAGGAAAACACUUAGAGGCAAGUGCAAUUUUAAAAUUAUAUCUAACGGGGAUCAUUAUUAUAAGUCCUUUAGCCCUUGGACUCUAAAUUGAGGGGAUUAAAAAAACAAGAAUUUCAAAAAGUAUUUCAAGCAAAUUUAUUUUCCCCUCAGUUUUGAAAGGGGGGCGUUAAAAGGCAUUAAUUAAUUCAAGACAAAUCAUGUACUUGAGAAAAAGAAAUUAAUGGAAACACAGCACUUAUGUUGAUUUAGCUUCUGCCUCCUUUGAGGUAUCUUAUUUAUUUAAAGUUACUGGUUGGAUCAAGAACCCAUGGAGAAUAGGAAAGGUUCUAUAAAAUCUUCAUCACAGAGACGGAGAGAGGUAAAUCCAUGUCACUGGGGCAAAGCUUACAGUUUACAAAUGGGAAUGCCGGGUUGUUGGGGGGAUUCAAAUAUAUUUUUUAGAAAAUGCACUCUUUAAAAAAGCCUAAUGACAGGGUGCUGAAAACUUGCAUGGUGCUCUCAGAAAUUAGCCUUGUUUGACAGAUUUCUCAUACUGACAGUAAUGUGCAUGGGCAGAUACAUUUUGCCUCUAUGUCUCUAUAAAACAAAUAAUUAAACCUACUCUAUCCAGUAAUCCUAAUUUGCACGAAGUUAUAAUGUCCACAUAACGUGCCUUGCCUUGAAAUCUAAAAAGUGACAUCACUACACUUGUUUUGCUGCAUUUAUUAUCAUUUUAAAUCUUUACCAUUUUUAUGACAAAAAUAUUUUGUACUCCAGAUGGGAAAACGAAAAAAAGUGACAUCAUGGAUUUUUUAAGCAGUUAUAACUUUAUCUCACAUUUAUAAAGCAUAUCAUGGCUGUGUAUAGUUGCCGCUUAAAAAUUGUAAUCGACCAGCAAUAUUUUCAGUAUUUUGGUGUUUUUUCUAUUAAUCUUUCAUGUUUUUCAUCUUCCAGUUAAUAUUGGGGGGAGGGGAUUCAAAUUUAUACGAAUUAUGCAAUACCAAGUUUUGCCUAUGUAGGUAGUGCUUUUAGCUGUAUUGGUUAUUAUAGGUAAGUACACAGAUUUAAAAAGACAAAAGAUUAAUGUAUGCUUUUUGUUUGUUCAUUUGUUUGUUUUAAUUGACCAAAGUGGGUACUGCUAUUUUUGCAGUGUGAUGAGGUCCUUUUGUGUACUAAGAGAUGGACAGGGGAUUUUUUUUUAUACAUACAUAUAUCUAUAUAUUCUGGGGAGGGUGGGGAGGAUUUUUAACACUUGACAGUGUAGCUGUGAAGCAGUGCACCAUUGGCUAGGUGAGGGCUGCAAAGCGACUCUUCUGCCUACUGUGAUAAAAAUCUCAAAAAGGUAUCUUUUUAACUUUCCACCUGGGGUGCAAGCUGAACUCAUUUCUGGUUUUAAAAUAAUAGUGGUAAUAAUGAUUAUGAUGGUAAAUAAAUAAAUAAAUAAAUAAUAGAUUCUGUUGGAGGCAGACUUGAGUUGAGGAAAAAUAUAUAUUCUUUUUUCAGUUUGAGAUAUCAAGACCCACAGAGAGCAAGAGCCUUUUAAAAGAUGCAUCAUCCCUUCAUCGUGGCAGAAAAAACAUAAAUUGGAGUUAAGAAUCACAAAUGCAAUAUAUGCCCCUCCCAAAUGGUCCUCCAAAGGCAUCUUAUCACACUAGACUUUAUAUUUCAGCUCAGAUGGAAGAAAGGAAACCCGUACCAUGUGAUUGUGAAGUGCUCUUGUUCUCAGAGUAACACAAUUAUUCACACAUGAAAAGCAGCCAGCUCUGCUUCUUUAAGAAUUGUAGAGUUGCAAAGGACUUUGGGGUCCCGCCUUCUGCUCAGUGCAGGCUGUAUGAUGGCAACAGGUUGUCCAGGCUCUCUGCUUAAGUUAUCUCCAGCAAAGGAGAUACCACUAUCAUGCAGGAAUUUUCCCAUACCCCACCCCUGCCCACAACAAGGCUAAAAGUCUUACUCCACUGGCAGGACCUAUUGCUUUUAAUCUGCUACAUAUAACUCUCUUUUCCACAUUAUGUUCUUAGCACUGACAGGAACGAAAUGGGUGAGCCUUGCUUCAGUCAUUUCCAGGUGUCUCUGUCUGUAGGAAGCUGGGGAAGGGAACACUUCAUGUGAGCGAAGCAAAGCUGUCCCAUUUCCAUGUCACUAAUUGCAGUGUGUAGCUGGAUCCUUAAAUUCUAUGUAAGUGGUGAUAAGAAGGGAAAAAAGAUUGGGCCUUAAUGCUCAGAUUCAAAGGAGAAAGAUCACAACAGUAUUUCUGUUCUUUAGUACACCAAGCAUCCGGGCAGCGGCAGAAAGGGCUGAUCAGUGUGAUGGUAAAGUGCUACCUUACCCACAGAUGUGUACUCACAUCUGGGCAUGUUCUUUUCAGUUGGCAUGGUACUAUGCAAUUUGUCUUUUAUCUGUACCUUUAGAGAAAAUGUAACUUGAGUAGCCACUGAAAGAAGUUUGUACUGAAACAUAGUCUUGAUGUGCCAUGGACUUCAUCAGAUAAACUCUGAAAGGCAGUUCUAUACAGUAUAAUCAAGUUAUGGAGAAAUAACCCCUUCAAAUAGUUCCUUUAAAAAUGUUUAAAGACAAAAUUUAUUUAUUUUAUUUUAUUUCAGAGAUUUAUAUCCCGCCUUUCUUCCACAAUGGGAUUCAAAAGUUAUUCUAAAAGUAUUUGAAACCAGGGAUAGACCAAGCGCACCCCCUCCCAAUUUUGGUGCCCUUGAUCUCUCCAGACUCCUCACCUGCCCUUUUCUGACCACUUCACUGUUAACAGUAACAAUUUUUCAAGACCAGAAGUAGACUUCCAGCCACUUCUGGUAUUUGUUUAGUUUAGUUUUGGUUUUUGACAGUCCUUGUAGCCCCUGCAGUGUUCUGGAGGAGAAGCUGACUCCUGGAUCUGCUGCAUUUACCCACCCUAUCUUAGAUGCAUUGAACACUUAUUUCCUUGUUUGGAACUGAACAUAGCUGUUUGCUUUUCUUCUUCUUCACAGCAGCUUCCUAGUACUGAACCAGAAACAACUACAGUUGGCCCUCAGUAUCCACAGAUUUUUUUUAUCCACAGAUUCAAGCAUCCACAGCUUGAAAAUAUUCCAAAAAAUAUAAAUUCCAAUAAGCAAACCUUGAUUUUGCCAUUUUAUA
Molecule: messenger RNA, 6991 nt
Organism: Sceloporus undulatus (fence lizard)
Lineage: Eukaryota; Metazoa; Chordata; Lepidosauria; Squamata; Phrynosomatidae
Gene: NFIB
Product: nuclear factor I B
Exons: 12
Coding region: 1479-3179 (566 amino acids)
Biological process (GO): regulation of transcription by RNA polymerase II
Cellular component (GO): nucleus
Molecular function (GO): DNA-binding transcription factor activity, RNA polymerase II-specific; RNA polymerase II cis-regulatory region sequence-specific DNA binding
Source: RefSeq, a predicted model, not a curated record